UCCAGGUCCAGCUAUCCACUGAGCCACCUUGCUAGCAAUUGGUUGUGUAUAUAAGGAAGAAAAAAAAACCCUACAAUGUUUUAAGUAUCUUACCUAGACUGUUUUUGAGAAGGAAUUGUGGUUCACACUUCUGGGUUUGAAAGAAGGUUUAUUUUUUUUUUUUGUUCCCUGUUGCCUUAGCAUUGUCCUAGCAACAGUCUGCUUUCUGAGUAGGUAAGUACAGAGAGGCUACUUGGUGAUCCACUCUUUGGCCAUAGCAACCCAUGAGACAAAGAAAUAUACAAAACAGCUCACAGCCAGAACAGUGGCAGAGUGGUGGAAGAGAAGUUAGAAAUACCACAAUUUUUAGACUAUCUACAAAUUUCAACUUAUAGCUAUUGGUUUUUUCUGAGACCCUUAUCCAAUGAUCAGUGAGUGUGAACAAACCAUUCACUGGAGGAGCUGGAUCAGGUCAAUAUUGACACUUCAGCAAAAACAAAAGCAGAAGAAAGAAGCCACAGCUAAAUGGGAACAAUGGCUUAUAGGUACUCCUUAGAGAGACAAAAGAGUUUGUCUAAAGGCAACCAGAAACAUUUCAUGGGACAUUUGGUCAUCUUACAGUGCAGUAUAAGUAGUACUCGUGAUAAGUAUUUGGGGAAAGAAACCAUCCUGAAAAUAAUCACAGCAUAUAUACCAUCAGUUGCAGGGAAUAAAGAUGUAGAGAACCCUAUGAAGAUCUCGGUAAGAUCCUCCAAAUUAAAUCAGUUUAUACUUUGAUUGUUGUCAAAGGAUAUUAAAGAAGCAUAUGGUGUGUGUGAGAAGGCUGCAACUUGUCAUGUAUAACAAAUGAAGAACUUCAAAGAAAGGGAGUAAAAGAUGAUCUCUGGGAAUGUAUGAAAGAAAAAGAUGUACUCGUCAUGUGGUAAGGAUUAAGGAUGAGAAAUGAACAGCCCUCCUGCUCCACUUGGACAUAUCAGAAGAAAGCAAGGAAGGCCCUCUGGAGUGUUAGAUGCCUACCAUCCCCCAUAUAUGGAAAAAUAUGGACAAAAGCUGUACAGGAAGGACAUGUAUGGAUUUUGAUCUGCUUGGUUGAAGGAGCAUCCACAUUGAUGUAAUCUUAGAGUGAACUGAGUACCCGUCUUGGUACAACUCACCUUACUUGAGUAUUACUGACAAAUGUGCAUAUGUACACUAGAUGGCCUCUGAAGUCACUGAAAAUUCCGAGAAUCUGUGAUCCAAGAUUCUGUACUUUUGGAGGUUUCCCAGGCCCCAAACCUGCCCUCAUGUGCUGGAUGGAUGAAGAGACAGAGGUCUGGGGUCCGGAUGCCCGCGACCCCGAGGAGGCGGGGGAGAAAGGAACGGAAAAUUUAGGAGGAGUCAGGAACAGGGCUGAGAAGUGGAAGAGAGAAGAACCUGGAGUCCAGGAGUCUGAUGAAGCACAUAGGAAGAACAGUCUGUCAGUUGAGGCUCUGCCAGGCCCACCCCAAGAACCAAGAGACUCUUCCUGCACUGACUGUGGCAAGACUUUGCGUAAACAUUCUAUCACUGCACUCCACCAGUGUAAUCCCAACCGAAAGCGGUCAUAUAUAUGUCCUGAUUGUGGACGCCACUUUGCUUAUCCCUAUUUACUGGUCAGCCACCAGCGAAUGCAUUCUGGGGAGCGUCCCUAUCCUUGUGAUCAGUGUGAGGCACGAUUCUUCCAAAAGAAAUACCUUGUCCAACACCAGCUAAUCCACACAGGUGAGAAACCCUACACGUGCCCUGAAUGUGGACGCUGUUUCAGACAGAGAAGGUCCCUAGUCAUCCAUCAGCGGCGCACACACACAGGUGAGAAGCCCUAUUCUUGCCCUGACUGCAAGCGCCAAUUUGUCUAUCCCUACCAACUGGCUACUCAUCGUCGUACUCACACAGGGGAGAAACCAUACUCCUGUGCUGAAUGUGGCUGCCGAUUCACAUAUUCUUCCUUACUGAUAAGCCACAGGCGUAUUCACUCUGAUGAAAGGCCCUUUCCCUGCCCUGAGUGUGGGAAGCGGUUCAAACGGAAGUAUGCCCUUGAAGCACACCAGUGGAUCCAUCGUUCUGGCACUGAGAUUUGGAGAAGCAUGCCAUCAGCAAGACAGUCUGCAGCAGAAUCCUCUGACCAGGGUAUCCGUGAUCCCCCUGUGCACUGCCGUUAUUACCCAGAUAUAUUCCAGGAAUGUGGGUGAAGGAAUCUGGGAGAGACGUGAAGAAGCUCACACCUACUGGCUUGUAUCUUCUUUAUAAAGUAUGAGGUCAGGCCGUCUAUGUGUUGGGAGGGAGUAAUAAGAAUUGAGGGUUUAAAGAAACAAGAGGUCUGGUAGAACUGCUGUGAGGAGUGUUACGGAAACAGAAGGAGAUGGGUUAAAGGACUGAUGAUCUCCAUUAGGAGUUUAAGUUGGACAGCUGAUCAUAACAGAUCUGUUUCUGUUGGAUUAAGGUUGAGACUCCAGCCUUUUUUGGUACCCUGCUCACAGUGCCAAAGUGUUUUGGAAUCAAGAAGGGAGUUAAGCGUAGGUUCUACCCCUGAGGCUCUCAAUGUAGAACAAGUCAAGAAGGCAACACUCCCUCCCCUACAAUUUUGCCAAAACUGGAUGUAGGUUGGUUUUCUUUUAUUGCCUUAUGAAAAACCUGGUAGGUGGUGUCCCACUCAGACAUGGGAAUGCCUUGUGACCAAUUAGCCUAUUAGAUGAUCCAUGCACUCACCCCAUAAAAUAGAAUGACUCUAGGCAGCUGGCUAGUCACCUUAAAAGUUUAAACAUAAAAUCUCUGGUCCCUACCAGUGUGUGUCCUGCUAGUAUCCAUGUCCCAUUCUAGAAAAGAUGCUCCAUAUAUUAUCUACCAAAUUUAUGUUACUCUAAAAGGGAGAAUGUCCAUUGUUUUAUGGCAGAGGCCUAAGACACAGUCUCUUCUUUUUAUUCUAAUUUCUGUCCCUCUGUUUUCCUUCAACUCAAGACCUGAGUAUUAAGUCUGGAGAGUGGGGUGCCCCAUGUGUAAGGUAGCUAUAUAUAGUACCAUCAUCCUCACUGUAGUACAUUUUCUUCCACUGGGAUAAAUAGAAUUUUAACUGAUUCAGGCCUGCCAUGGAAACAGACUUCUUUAUUAAUAGAUCUCUUUACUUGUUAUCUCCAGUUACAACAACUCACAGGGCUCUUCUAAUCUGUAACACAAUUGUUCCAUCACUAUAUUGACCUUUCUCAUGGAAGGGACAUGUAAUUGUCUGUCUUUUUUUUUGUUCAUCCUUCUGACCUUUUAUAGGUGUGUUUCCCUGUUCUUGUUCAGUUUCGUAAAAAGCUUUCUGGACUGUCCCUUACAAGUGCCUUAUUCAUAGUUGUCUUGAUUAUUAAAUUAUUUUGUCUAUAUGAGA
Messenger RNA from Phascolarctos cinereus (koala), 3364 nucleotides. RefSeq lists its product as uncharacterized. Gene Ontology annotation, biological process: regulation of transcription by RNA polymerase II. Gene Ontology annotation, molecular function: RNA polymerase II cis-regulatory region sequence-specific DNA binding; DNA-binding transcription factor activity, RNA polymerase II-specific. Lineage: Eukaryota; Metazoa; Chordata; Mammalia; Diprotodontia; Phascolarctidae. Gene Ontology annotation, cellular component: nucleus. The record is from RefSeq and is a predicted model, not a curated record.